Corticium candelabrum is the source of this 735-nucleotide messenger RNA. Its product is annotated as probable H/ACA ribonucleoprotein complex subunit 1-like protein. Lineage: Eukaryota; Metazoa; Porifera; Homoscleromorpha; Homosclerophorida; Plakinidae. The transcript is spliced from 4 exons. Bases 24 to 602 code for a protein of 192 amino acids. The record is from RefSeq and is a predicted model, not a curated record. Gene Ontology annotation, cellular component: box H/ACA snoRNP complex. Gene Ontology annotation, biological process: ribosome biogenesis; snoRNA guided rRNA pseudouridine synthesis. Gene Ontology annotation, molecular function: box H/ACA snoRNA binding.
AAUUGCAUUCGGGAUACUACGUGAUGGCUUCUCGAGGAUUCGGACGUGGAAGAGGCCGUGGAAGAGGAGCAUAUGGUCGUGGUGGAAGCAAUCAGUACAACCAAGGUCCUCCUGAUAGUGUAGUUGAAAUGGGAGAAGUUAUGCAUUCGAGUGAGGGAGACUUAGUCUGUACAGCAAUCAACGAGAAAGUUCCAUUUUUCAAUGCGCCAAUAUUUUUGGAAAACAAGAGUCAAAUUGGAAAGGUUGAUGAAAUAUUUGGACCGAUCACUGAGUUUUAUUUUUCCGUUAAGUUAUCAGAGGGUAUGCAAGCAACAUCAUUUGGUGAAAAGCAGAAGUUGUUUAUUGAUCCUGCCAAGUUACUACCACUAGCUCGAUUCCUUCCAAGACCAGCAGGACGUGGAUUCAGAGGAUCAAGAGGAAGGGGAGAAGGUAGAGGUGGACGAGGAGGGUUUAGAGGUGGACGAGGAGGGUUUAGAGGUGGACGAGGAGGAUUUAGAGGUGGUCGAGGAGGAUUUAGAGGUGGACGAGGAGGGUUUAGAGGUGGCCGUGGAGGAUUUGGAAGAGGAGGACGAGGACAUAGCUUUGGCUCUACAGGAAGAUGAAGAGACAUAGUAGAUUUAAUUAAAGAAUUAGGAGUGAACUCAAUGCUGUUUUGGUACGUACAUGCAUAAUUAUAGUAAGUCACACAUCCAGCUGUUGUCAUUCCUUCAAGAGAGAGACACCAAUCUUACUAAA